Messenger RNA from Solanum tuberosum (potato), 2304 nucleotides. RefSeq names its product pre-mRNA-splicing factor CWC25 homolog. The record is from RefSeq and is a predicted model, not a curated record. Gene Ontology annotation, biological process: mRNA splicing, via spliceosome. NCBI's taxonomy places the organism in Eukaryota, Viridiplantae, Streptophyta, Magnoliopsida, Solanales, Solanaceae. The coding region runs from base 185 to 2053 and encodes 622 amino acids. Gene Ontology annotation, cellular component: U2-type spliceosomal complex. The transcript is spliced from 2 exons.
UAUCAGACGGGAUUCGAUAGACUGUUAUACUAUCCGGCGGCGUCAAAUCUCCAAUGGCGACGUACGCAUCUCUUUCUCGGCGGUAAUCGACCUGUAUUAAGGGUAAGCAAGAGAGAAAUUUCCGUCCUUUGAUAGUGUGUCUUAUUUGGGAGUUGGAAUCAGUGUUAAGUUUUGUGGAUUUUUGAUGGCUCUGAAGUUUCUGAAUAAGAAGGGAUGGCACACGGGGAGUCUUCGGAACAUUGAAAAUGUAUGGAAAGCAGAGCAGAAGCAUGACGCCGAACAGAGGAAGUUGGAGGAGCUCCGCAAGCAGAUCCAGGAGGAGCGUGAGCGCAGUGAAUUUCGCCAACUCCAGGAACAAGCUGGCUUGGUUACCAGGCAAGAGAGGCUGGAAUUUCUUUAUGAUUCUGGAUUAGCUGUUGGAAAGGGAAGUUCUAGUGGGUUUGAAUCUUUGUCCAAGCCGGCUGAACCUGUAACAGCUGCUGUAACUGCUGCUGAUUCCAGUUCUUCUGCCAAACCGCAAGCAUCUGUGCCAGGAGCUCUAUUUGAGGACAAGCCACAAUCUUCCAAUGAUGCUUGGAGAAAACUCCAUUCUGAUCCCUUGCUUAUGAUUCGUCAGCGAGAGCAAGAAGCCCUUGCACGUGUGAAGAACAACCCUGUCCAGAUGGCCAUGAUUCGUAAAUCUGUUGAAACAAUGAAAAAUAAGGAUAAGAUGCAUGAUGAGAAAGAGAAGGAUGAACACAGACAUAAACAUCGAGACAAGAAAUCAAAGCAUCACAACUCGAAAUCGAAGCAUUUGAGGAAUUCUUCACCUAGACAAACCUUUGAUCCAGAUGAAUACUCGAGCGAAGAUGAUUCCAGGAGAAAGAGAGAGUCUCGCAGGGACAAGAGGAUUAAUGAUCAGAAAUUGUCUCUCUUACGAGAUCCUGAAGGAGGCAAUGAUUUUGACAAAGAAAAAACUAAGAUUAGGAAUGAUAAUGAAGCUGUGAAACAUGAGAGGCAGGCAAGAUCUGAUCUGCCAAGGCAAGAAUCCCAUCGUAACUCUCGUGAGCAGACAAGAUCUGAUAUACCAAGGCAUGAAUCCCAUCGUAACUCUCGUGAGCAGACAAGAUCUGAUAUACCAAGGCAUGAAUCCCAUCGUAACUCUCGUGAGCAGACAAGAUCUGAUAUACCAAGGCAUGAAUCCCAUCGUAACUCUCGUGAGCAGACAAGAUCUGAUAUACCAAGGCAUGAAUCCCAUCGUAACUCUCGUGAGCAGACAAGAUCUGAUAUACCAAGGCAUGAAUCCCAUCGUAACUCUCGUGAGCAGACAAGAUCUGAUAUACCAAGGCAUGAAUCCCAUCGUAACUCUCGUGAGCAGACAAGAUCUGAUAUACCAAGGCAUGAAUCCCAUCGUAACUCUCGUGAGCAGACAAGAUCUGAUAUACCAAGGCAUGAAUCCCAUCGUAACUCUCGUGAGCAGACAAGAUCUGAUAUACCAAGGCAUGAAUCCCAUCGUAACUCUCGUGAGCAGACAAGAUCUGAUAUACCAAGGCAUGAAUCCCAUCGUAACUCUCGUGAGCAGACAAGAUCUGAUAUACCAAGGGACGAAUCCCAUCGUAACUCUCGUGAGCAGACAAGAUCUGAUAUACCAAGGGACGAAUCCCAUCGUAACUCUCGUGAGCAGACAAGAUCUGAUAUACCUAGGGACGAAUCCCAUCGUAACUCUCGUGAGCAGCCAAGAUCCGAUCCUCCAAGGCACGAGUCGCGUCAUAACUCUCGCAAGCCUGUUAGGCUUUCUGAAGAAGAGAGAGCUGCCCGUCUACAGGAGAUGCAGAAAGAUGCUGAGGUCCAUGAGGAGCAAAGAUGGAAAAGACUUAAGAAGGCAGAGGAAAAAGAUGCUAAGGAAGCUGUACAUGCUGGCUCGUCUGGUGGUAGGAAUUUUCUGGACGCUGCUCAAAGAAGUGUUUAUGGUGCUGGAAAGGGAGGAAGCUCCACAAUUGAGGAAAGUGUUCGUCGCCGAACACAUUAUUCACAGAGAGCAGAAGCUUCAGAAGGCAAUGCUUUUCGGCGAUAAAAUGGUUGAAAAAAUUAAUGAAGUUCCUGCAGAGUUUUUCCAUAAUGAAUCACUUUAUGUAAUCCAAAUGUAUUUCAUUUUUAUCACACUGGUUAUCUAUUAUCAUACUGAGCGAUUAUUGUGGGAUCAAGGUCAGAUUAAGUAUGUUGGUGUUCAUCUCGCCACAAAUAUACUUGGUGUAACUGAAAUCGUGAAUUUGUUAUGUGCAAAAAAAUGUUUUUAAGGUGGCUGGCUAAUUACUUGAGCUGUGA